This is a messenger RNA of Dacryopinax primogenitus, 459 nucleotides long. RefSeq lists its product as uncharacterized. The record is from RefSeq and is a predicted model, not a curated record. The coding region runs from base 1 to 459 and encodes 152 amino acids. The transcript is spliced from 3 exons. NCBI's taxonomy places the organism in Eukaryota, Fungi, Basidiomycota, Dacrymycetes, Dacrymycetales, Dacrymycetaceae. Gene Ontology annotation, molecular function: ribonuclease III activity. Gene Ontology annotation, biological process: RNA processing.
AUGGAUGAGCAACCCCAACUCCCUCGCCUCAGCCCUCACCUCAAGGAUGCCGUUUAUAGUCACCCAGGAAACGGCGAAAUGGCCCAGGCCGCUCAAGCAUACCUUGACAUCUCGAUCCGUCAAUGGAUGCUGCAAUUUCCGGGUGUGGAGAAGCACCCACAGCUGACGAACUGGAUCAACAAAAUCACUUCUUAUGAACGACUAGCAAUAUUCUUCGAUCUGUAUGAGAUGGAAGAGACGUCCAUUCGUCUACCAGUGGACGCAAAUCCCAGCGGUAGAAAAAGUGUCCGGGUUCACGGACAAGUUUUCAAGGCCUACAUGGGUGCAAUCGUCAAGGAAUACGGUGAUUCUGCGCUGUAUACUUUCAUGGGUAAACUGUUGAAGUACUAUAUGAAUGUUAUUGGUGCUGACUGGGUCAACUGGAUCCGGUCGGUCGUCGCUGCUGGGCAACGCACUUGA